CCCACAGCACAAGAGAAAAAACAGCCAGCGGAAGCAAACUGAUCGUGCAGCUCCUCUGCUACGCCUCAACACCAACACAACCAUGAGGCCCGGAGCAGAGUUCUUGGCCGUGAGCCACCUCGCAGGGGCGCCGACGGCGACGCCGGCGCCGCACUCGGCGUGGCAGUCGCCCGUGCCGUACCUCUUCGGCGGGCUGGCGGCGAUGCUGGGCCUCAUCGCCUUCGCGCUGCUCAUCCUGGCCUGCUCCUACUGGAAGCUCUCCGGGUUCCUCGACGGCGGCUCCGGCGGCCAGGCGGCGGGGGACGCCGACGGGGAGAAGGGCUCGGCGUCCGGCGCGUCCAAGCCGGCCCCGGAUUUCCAGGAGCACGUGGUGGUCAUCAUGGCCGGCGACGAGCGGCCCACGUUCCUCGCCAAGCCGGUCACCAGCCGGGCCGCCGAGGCGGAGCUCACGGCCGCGGCGGCUCCUGAAGCGAGCGCGAGAGCCGGCGACGACGACGGGCAGGAGAAGACGGCGGACGAGCAGGGCAGCGAGGCGAGCUCGCAGGCCGGCGCGGACGCGGCGAGCCGGAGCCGUGAUCACCACGAAGACGCGGCGGGCCAGAGCCGCGACCAUGAUGACCACGACACGGCGAGCCACCACCACCACCACCAUUUGUUCGUCCCAGCUUUCCCUUUUUCCCGGGCAGCUUUUCCUCUCUCCCCUCCCCAUCUUCUCCUCCCGUCCGUCCCGGUGCUGCUAGUGCUAGAUUUAGGCUGGAGCGUGUAGUAGAUUCAUGGCGUGAUUGGUCCGGUCCAAAAGAAAAAUCAAUGGAGAUGCAUAUGAGAAACUUGCGGAAACUUGUGAGUUUUGGCAAUCGAAAGCCACUUUGCCUCCCUGAAUCUCCGGAACAAGAUCA
This is a messenger RNA of Triticum aestivum (bread wheat), 896 nucleotides long. RefSeq names its product protein GLUTAMINE DUMPER 4. NCBI's taxonomy places the organism in Eukaryota, Viridiplantae, Streptophyta, Magnoliopsida, Poales, Poaceae. The coding region runs from base 83 to 766 and encodes 227 amino acids. The record is from RefSeq and is a predicted model, not a curated record. Gene Ontology annotation, biological process: regulation of amino acid export. The transcript has a single exon.